AUGUUCCAUCUAUCUACAAAUUUGGCGGGUGAGCCGAAAGCCCUCAUACGGCAUCUGCCAAUUUCCGAGAAAAAUAACAAUAUAGCUUGGAAUAUUCUGUCAAAUCGGUAUGACAACAAACGACUCUUGGUGACAGCAUUACUCAAUAAAUUGUUAUCACAACCAAAUAUAACAAUUGAAUCAGCAAGCAGUCUUAAGGGCAUACAUGAUGUUACAAAAGAAUGUUAUUAUGGAUUAGCAGCUCAAGGUAUUGAUGUUAAAUCUUGGGACGCCAUAAUGGUUAACGUAAUUAUUAGAAAGCUAGACAAAGCUUCACAUACAGCAUUCGAGCAAUCGUUAGAAGACAGCCGAAGAAUAAUUUCAUUAAAAGAAUUAUUGCGGUUCCUAGAAGGAAGAUUUCAGGCAUUCGAAUCAAUGACGAAUGGAAACCACAAACAAAGUCACAAACCACGACAUCCAGCAGUAGCACUUGCAGCUACAGACUCAGGAUCAAAAUGUAUUACUUGCAAUAGUAGUCAUCAAUUAUUUUCAUGUGAAACUUUCAAACGUAAAUCCAUACAACAGAAGUAUGAUUUACUGAAACGUCAUAAAUUAUGCACAAACUGCAUGAAACCUGGUCAUAUGGCAUUACAAUGCUCCAGCAGGGGUUGUACUAUAUGCCAAAGAAGACAUAAUACACUGUUGCAUCAAAAUAGACACCCAGUUCAACCAUAA
Messenger RNA from Teleopsis dalmanni, 714 nucleotides. RefSeq lists its product as uncharacterized. The transcript has a single exon. Bases 1 to 714 code for a protein of 237 amino acids. The record is from RefSeq and is a predicted model, not a curated record. Gene Ontology annotation, molecular function: zinc ion binding; nucleic acid binding. Lineage: Eukaryota; Metazoa; Arthropoda; Insecta; Diptera; Diopsidae.